Molecule: messenger RNA, 2278 nt
Organism: Lactuca sativa (garden lettuce)
Lineage: Eukaryota; Viridiplantae; Streptophyta; Magnoliopsida; Asterales; Asteraceae
Product: Protein kinase superfamily protein
Biological process (GO): protein phosphorylation
Molecular function (GO): protein kinase activity; ATP binding
Source: RefSeq, a predicted model, not a curated record
GAGUACCAGACAACCCAAUUCUACUGCUUUACAGCCCAUAGUUGCCCCCAUCACAGACUCUCUUUCUUUCUUUCUUUAUUUUCUGACUAUUACUAGUAGCAAGCCUAGCAGUGUAAUUGGUUUUGUAAUAAGUAAUUUUUCUUCUUCCUCCCUCCUGUGCUGGUCUUUUCACCUUGGGAUCGUCAUUUCUUCUGCUCGUUUUUCAUUUUCUGAAAAGAUUCAUUAGUACGAGUUGGUGAUUCAUUGCUAAUUAGCGACAAAAAUCAAAUCUUUUUUCUUCACUGUAAUUUCCCUUGCUGGAUUGUUUCUUUUAUUUAUUAUUUUUCAAAAAUAUAUAAUAUAUAUUCCUUUGAGUUGGAUUUCGAAUGUGUGUGUCUGUGUCGGCGCGAGGUCACUUUCUGUCGGCAUUGUUUCUCUGAUGAGACGAAAGUAUGGCGAUGAUGGUCUUCUUCCCCCCUCCGUUUCUUUAAUUCAAUUCUAAAUUCAUCUCUAAGCUCAAACUAGUCCCGUAUGUAUGUAUGUAUGUAUUAUUAAUAGCUCGGUAUCCCGAUCCCUUUACAGCCGCAUUCCCCAAUCAUUCAUCCGUUACUUUACAACCGACUUGAAGUACUUGGCUGAUUGGUUACUCCAAUGCCUACUAAUUCUUGAUUCAGAAAUUGAUGUCUGUGAUCUGAGCAAUUUCAUUGGGUCUUUUACUUUUAGGGAUCUUGCUAAGCUAUUAUUGUUCCAGCCCUCAACAGUUUGGGGAGCAAGCCAAGUAGUAACUUGUACAUAGCUGAAUAAAAGUCGACAAGGUUCUCAUACCAAAUGUCAAGGACUCUUGCAGCAAUAGUCGGAGGAGCUGCAGGAGCUGCGGCUUUGCUUGGGGUGGUGAUUUUUGUCACAUGGUUCUUCCUUUGUAAUAACAGGAGUGUUUCUAGAACUUCAGAGACGGGCUCUUCUGAUCCAUCUCAAGGUGGUGGAAGACCUCCGGGUCAGGGGGUGGAAUUGGUGAUCCGAGAAACAAGGGUGUUUAAGAUUGAAGAAUUGUGUUCGGCUACAAAGAAUUUUAGUGACAAAAGUUUGAUUGGGGAAGGAAAAUUUGGGGAGGUGUACAAAGGCUUACUUGAUGAUGGUAUGCUAGUAGCCAUAAAAAGGCGACCUGCUCCCUUUAGUAACGACUUCAUUGAAGAGGUGAGAUAUCUGGCAUCAAUUCAGCACCGGAAUAUUGUGACUCUUCUAGGUUACUGCCAGGCAAAUGAUCAACAGAUUCUUGUAUACGAGUAUGUGCCUAAUGGAAGUGUUUCGGUCCACCUGUAUGGGGGGGCUGGGGAGCACGUUACUAAAGAGAAGCUUGAAUUCAAACACAGGCUUUCAAUAGCUCUUGGGGCAGCUAAAGGUCUGGCUCACCUCCACUCACUCAGCCCCCGGUUGACUCAUAAGGACUUCAAAACAGCAAAUGUUUUAGUAGAUGAGAACUUCAUAGCUAAAGUAGCUGAUGCGGGGGUCCGGAAUUUUCUAUCAAGAGUUGACACAGCAGCAGGCCCGUCUUCUCAAAUUACAGCUGAUGAGAUUUUUCUUGCUCCAGAGGUGAGGGAGUUCAGACGCUUCUCUGAAAAGAGUGAUGUCUACAGCUUUGGUGUGUUCUUGCUGGAGUUGGUAAGCGGGAAAGAAGCAGUGGGAUUGCUAUCUUCAGACUCCAACCAGAAUCUUGUGGAAUGGGUGCAAAAUCAUCAAGAAGAAGGAACAAUGUCAAGUGUUGUUAUUGAUCCACGAAUUGGGAACAGCUUCACAACAGAAGGUAUGGAAGAGUACAUUGGGUUGAUAAUCGGAUGUGUGGAGGUUUCCAGUGAGAGACGGCCUGCAAUGAGUUCUGUGGUAAUGGAAUUGGAUAGAAUACUCGAAAAAGAAAUGAGCUUGACAACUAUUAUGGGGGAAGGAACACCCGUUGUGACCCUUGGAAGUCAGCUUUUCAGGGCUGCAAAAUAAUGGAACUCCAUUAAUUCAUUUAUUUCAUCUCCAAAUUGUUGUGUGUUUAUUUUUUUUUCCUUUUGUGAAAAGGAGAUUCAGCUGUUUGAUAAGUGUAUAAAGAACAGCUGCUUGAUUUUUAUUUACUUUUUUUUCUUUCUCAAUUACCAUUGCUUGAACGAACAAGAGUAUUGAUUGUGAAUAUAGGAGAGAAGGUGUGUGACAUUGGUAAUGCUUGGUAUGUGGUACUUGUGAAUGUUUCUUAAUCUUGUUAUUAUGUAUUUAUGUUUAGUUUCAGAAUUGCAAUUGGAAGUGGUUCAUUGCUGUUUUA